This is a messenger RNA of Botrytis byssoidea, 1104 nucleotides long. RefSeq lists its product as uncharacterized. Lineage: Eukaryota; Fungi; Ascomycota; Leotiomycetes; Helotiales; Sclerotiniaceae. Gene Ontology annotation, biological process: translation. Gene Ontology annotation, cellular component: mitochondrial small ribosomal subunit; ribosome. Gene Ontology annotation, molecular function: structural constituent of ribosome. Bases 1 to 1104 code for a protein of 367 amino acids. The transcript is spliced from 3 exons. The record is from RefSeq and is a predicted model, not a curated record.
AUGAUAUUAAGAAAUAUUGCGAUACGGCAUGGCCGAAAAGCACUCGCUGCACCCCUCCGCCUCUCCCAAUCCCGCACUCUCUCAACAGAGACCUCGAGCCUCGAAGCCUCAAUAGACAACCACAACAAACAAACCAAUUCCCUCGAAGCCACACUCAAUUCCCUCCACCUCACCCGCAACUUCGCGCCCCCUCAAAAAAAGAAAACCCCCGGGCCCAAAGUCCCCAAUGUCGCCGAAGAUUUCCACAGAUUCAACCACAUCAAGAAACGAACUGCAAAAUUAGGAUCCGUCGUCCCUCAACACUACGAACCCCAUCAACUCAUCGUCAAUCCUCCCGCUCCGAAAGAUGUAACGCUCGAACUCCUCAUGGCGAGUCAAUCUCAUCUGGGCCAUGCGACGCAGCUGUGGAACCCCGCAAAUCAGAGAUAUAUCUAUGGUAUUCGUCAGGGCGUCCACAUUAUCAGUCUUGAAGAAACCGCCGCGCAUCUCCGUCGCUGUGCGAAAGUCGUCGAAGGUGUGGCUUAUCAUGGGGGUCUUAUUCUCUUCGUAAGCACGCGCGCAGGCCAGGAUUCCGCAGUCGUUAAGGCAGCGGAAUUAGCGAAGGGUUGUCAUCUUUUUAAUCGAUGGGUUGCGGGUAGUAUCACUAAUGGUGAUCAAAUUCUGGCGAAGUGUGCGAUUAAGGCGGUCGAUGCUCAUGAUCAGAGUGUGUCGGGCUAUGAAGAUAAACUUUUGAAGUGGAAAGCGCUGAAACCGGAUUUGGUGGUCUGUUUGAAUCCGUUGGAAAAUUAUAUCUUGUUGCAUGAGUGUGGUCUACAUAAUAUUCCGACGAUUGGGGUUAUUGAUACAGAUGCGGAUCCUACUUGGGUGACUUAUCCGAUCCCGGCGAAUGAUGACAGUCUCCGCUGCAUCCAACUCAUAGCCGGAGUUCUGGGUCGCGCCGGCGAAGAAGGUCAGAGAAAACGUCUCCAAGCUGCCAAAGAAGGUACGGUGACUUGGCUCCCACCACCAGGUCUAGGGGAACCCGUCACGGCGGAAAGUAGAGCGAGGGAAGCAGCGGAAAAAGCGGCGGCAAAGAGGAGAGGUGGUGCGAGUACGAGUACGUAG